GACUACUUCCUGCACCAACUACAGAACCAACGUAACAACCUCAUUGACUAUUCAACCCAAACCACGGCUCAAAAAAUCGGAUCCUCAGCAUGCUUCAGCACGUGUUUAUUCAAAAAUGCAAAAAUUAUGAGAAACGACGUGAUUGACGAGACUGCACUUAUCACUUACAUUUCCAACAACCUGCAAAAAGAGUGGAAACUGUUGGCAAACCAGUCCAUCACCUAUUGCAUGUCAACCAUCUCAACGGUGAAAGUGAGCAAGGCGGUGAAGCUGACCACAGGCAGGAGUUGCUCUGUGCUGCCCACUUUGCUCAUCCAGUGCUUCAUCAAAGAAAUUAAAGCUAACUGCCCAUCCUCGGCUCAAAUUAGCUCGCAGCAGUGUUUGCGGUCAAGGGCGAGUUUCAACUAUUGCGACGCGUUCGCCAAAACUGAGUACGGCGGUUUCAGCGGAAGGACUAGAUCUGCGACCCCCUCUCGACUCUCCAACAGCGGAUAA
Messenger RNA from Neocloeon triangulifer, 495 nucleotides. RefSeq lists its product as uncharacterized. The coding region runs from base 127 to 495 and encodes 122 amino acids. The transcript is spliced from 6 exons. Lineage: Eukaryota; Metazoa; Arthropoda; Insecta; Ephemeroptera; Baetidae. The record is from RefSeq and is a predicted model, not a curated record.